UUGACCGACUGUUCAUUUUGAACCUGCAAGGCACUUUCGUUUUUGAAUGACGAAACGGGCUUGUGUGACACAACCCUGGCCGACGCAGCCAGGGUCUCUCUGUGGCAUUACUGGCUUUUGGCUCAAAGGAAUGACAACAAAGACCAGCAGCAGCCCCCGCUGCCUUGCAGGCACACAUCAAGCAUGCUUUCCACAGCAAUUUUGUACCUCAUUUAACCUGUGGACACUGCCCAAGCUCAAUCUUCUGGGCAAUCACCCUCACUUCUUGGGAAUCGGACGGCUCACUACAGUAACCAUGGCCAAAGCGAAGACCAAGAAACAAGACAAUCGGGCCAAUCCUAUCUCUAAGAAGGGUAAAGUGGACAAGGAUGAGGCCAAGAGAACCAAAGACCCCAAGGCAAGCCACCUCUACACGGACGACAACCCCGAGACGACUCUCCAUGGCACCGGGUUCAAAGAUGCGGCAGCUGCUGAAAAGACCAAAUGUUGGUGGUGGUGGUGGUGGAGGUGGAUGACCGCCGGACAAGAUCCAAUGGAAUUGAUGCUUAUCCGGGAGCGGUAUUUUUGGCUAACCAAGAGCGACACAGUCUCGCUGGUCUCCGAGAGGUCCCUCCUGUACCAGUGGCAAGUGAUCAGUACGAUGUACAACCGUGCCAAGCAUCACCCAAAGAAGACCAAGGACAUCGAAGCCGCGAUUGGCAUCUUCAACAAGUGGCUGAAGGAGACAUAUCGCGAGGCCAAGGCGAACCAGCGCACCUUCAAGCCGCUGUCCAAGAAGACAGUCGAGUCCUUGCUCCCUGAGCUGAAGAAAGCCCAGGGCGUCGACACAACGUUUGCAGAGAUGUACGUCAGGCUGGAGGGGAGGAAGCGACUCGGCAACGUCCUCGUCGAUGACAGCAAGCCCGAAGGGUCCGACUGGGAUAAGACGAGAGUGGAUGCGCUGAGCAAACUGGUGCCGGACAAGAACAACGAGGUAGAUGAUGACGAGCUGUGGAAGGAGGACGGAGCGCCGUCGCAGUACCACCUGCGUCUCAUUUCCUGGGCCUGGUCGCCUCUGUCCGAGUACAAGCUGCUCAAGGCGACAACGAACAAGAGCUGA
Cryphonectria parasitica EP155 is the source of this 1099-nucleotide messenger RNA. RefSeq lists its product as uncharacterized. The record is from RefSeq and is a predicted model, not a curated record. The coding region runs from base 47 to 1099 and encodes 350 amino acids. The transcript is spliced from 2 exons. NCBI's taxonomy places the organism in Eukaryota, Fungi, Ascomycota, Sordariomycetes, Diaporthales, Cryphonectriaceae.